AUGUUGCUAAGUCAUGAGGCUGAGGGUAGUCUUGAUCUGAGCAGAGGUGUGUGUCUUGAUGGUGAGUCUGGCAGAGAGGGAUUGUCGAGAGUACAGGAGCGAGGUAUUGAUGAGAGACUAGUGUCUGUAGGGGUUAUGGUGAAGGGGGUGGGGGUGGGGCCAAUUGAAGACAGGUUGGAUGAGGAAGAGAAGGGCAAGCAGGAUGAAGAUGAAGCAGCAGCUGUGGUGGCUGCAACAGAAGAAGAGGAAGACCAGAUCACUCUUGCUCCAAUGAAGAAGAACUCCAGCACCGGUCUGCUGCAAGAUGGUCUUGCUGCUGUUGAUGUAUUGUUUCAGUGA
Molecule: messenger RNA, 339 nt
Organism: Ustilago hordei
Lineage: Eukaryota; Fungi; Basidiomycota; Ustilaginomycetes; Ustilaginales; Ustilaginaceae
Exons: 1
Coding region: 1-339 (112 amino acids)
Source: RefSeq, a predicted model, not a curated record